Elgaria multicarinata webbii is the source of this 1080-nucleotide messenger RNA. RefSeq names its product membrane-spanning 4-domains subfamily A member 12-like. NCBI's taxonomy places the organism in Eukaryota, Metazoa, Chordata, Lepidosauria, Squamata, Anguidae. Bases 158 to 832 code for a protein of 224 amino acids. Gene Ontology annotation, cellular component: membrane. The record is from RefSeq and is a predicted model, not a curated record. The transcript is spliced from 7 exons.
AAUAAGACCAGGCUUUCUCCUUUCCCUUGAAGAGAGAGUGCUGGAGCUGAACAGCCAAGCUGUCAUCCAUGCUCAGCCUGGGUGGCUGAUGCAGCGGAGCGUUCAGUGGCUGCUAGGGACCCAGUAGACUCGGGAGCAAACACACCAGCUCGUUCCUAUGCAGGGGAUGGGGACCUUCCGGCUGGGGAGAAGGACCGUGAUGUACACUGUGGAAACCAUACCCAAAGGGAAGAACCGAGUGCUGGGGACCAUCCAGAUCAUGACUGGCUUCAUACACAUUAGCUUUGGGAUCAUUCUCAGCACCUUGACCAGUGUAUAUGCCUCAUUCUUUGUGUCUGGAGAGAUCCCCUUCUUGGGAGGAGCAUCCGAGUGGACUGUUACACAGAGGCAGAUCAUGAAAUGCGAUCUGUUCAUUGUUUCUGGAUGCCUCUCCAUUGGUGCUGAGAAGAGCCCUACAGAGUGUGCCGUGAAAGGCUCGCAAGCCAUGAAUAUCAUCAGUGCCAUCUUUGCGUUACUUGGAAUAUUGGCUUUUAUAGUCGAUCUGAGCAUAAAUGUGCCAUUUCAUUCGGAUGAUAAUCAUCAGUUUUCCCUGGUGAUGACAGGCAACAGGAUCGCCAUUGUAUUGUUGACAUUCACCAUCGUGGAAUUUUGCAUCGCAUCUGCCACUGCAUACUUUUGGUGCCGGGCAACCCGCUCGGACUCCAACGAGGCCAUAUUGAUUGAACCAAACACCAUCCGAACAGAUACUGAGGUCCCUUCAGUAGAUUCAUCGGUAACCUACCCUCCAAAUUCCAACGAUGUAAGUUACGAUCUAAAAGUAGAGACUGUGUAGAAGACUCAAACGGAGGAAUCUGUAUGGAGAAAUCACACCAGCCACACCUUUAUUGAGGCAUAAAAGCUGGCCCUUUCCUGCAUGACGGAGUUCCUUCAACUACUGCCAGUACUCUAGCUGACAGGCCAACGAGGUCAAAGGGACUUAUCUCUCCUCUUUCUCCAAUACAGUCUCAGUUUUAGGCUGGGCUAAGAAGCAUGUGGCUUGAUAUGCUCUGCCUUGGACUAGGAGGUUACACUUGGACUCCA